Hermetia illucens (black soldier fly) is the source of this 1658-nucleotide messenger RNA. It is a transcript of the gene nclb, whose product is annotated as periodic tryptophan protein 1 homolog. The record is from RefSeq and is a predicted model, not a curated record. The transcript has 10 exons. NCBI's taxonomy places the organism in Eukaryota, Metazoa, Arthropoda, Insecta, Diptera, Stratiomyidae. The coding region runs from base 125 to 1504 and encodes 459 amino acids. Gene Ontology annotation, biological process: rRNA processing. Gene Ontology annotation, cellular component: nucleus. Gene Ontology annotation, molecular function: protein binding.
ACAGCUCCCGAUGUCAUUCCACCAAUUUCAAAAUAACCAUCUCCGCCAGUCAUCUGGUCCACGCCGGUCGCUCUAAUUUCUAAAUUCUUCGAGCAUUUCAAGCAGUGUCGCGGAUAUUUGAAAUAUGGCUGACGAGCCAGAGCCAAAUACAAUUGACUUCAUCCCAGCCAUUUGCUUCGUGAAGCGUGGCGUCGCGAAAGAAAAACCUGACAAGGUUGUUCUCACCCCAGCUGAACUGGCACGAGUAAUCGCUGAUACCAAGGAGGAGAUUGAUGAAGCGGAAGAGGAGGAUGGAAAUGAUAGCGACGAUAAUGAAAACGAGGCAAUGGAGACGUCAGACAAUGAGAACAAUGAAAUCAACCUGUCCGCACCUAGGCCACACAAUGAGGGUGACGAGUUCAAUAUGGACAACUACGACGAUGACGAUAGUGUGCAAGUAGCUGGCCUUUCCACGAUUGCAGUGGUGGAUGAGAAUGAACGACUCGAGGAUGAAGAGGACUCUGAAGCUGAGGACGAUAUCAUCAAACCAACAGACAACUUGCUGUUGUUGGGACACGUCGCAGACGAUUCUUCAACAAUGGAAGUGUGGGUAUUCAACGAGGAGGAAGAAAGUCUCUAUCCGCACCACGAUUUCUUGUUGCCUAGCUUCCCGCUCUGCAUAGAAUGGCUGAACCACGAUCCUGGCAGCGAUAAGGACGGAAAUAUGUGUGCCAUUGGUUGCAUGGAUCCCAUCAUCACCAUUUGGGACUUGGACAUUCAGGACUCAUUCGAACCAACUUUCAGACUGGGCUCCAAAGGCAGCAGAAAGAAGAACAAACCGAAAUAUGGACACAUCGAUGCAGUGCUAGAUUUAUCGUGGAACAUUAACUUUCCACAUGUUCUAGCCAGCGCAUCAGUGGAUCAAUCAGUGAUCUUAUGGGAUUUAGACGAAGGUCAACCCCAUACGACAAUAAAAUCAUUCGAAGAGAAAGUUCAAUCGAUCGAAUUCCACCCAACUGAACCACAAAAUCUGCUGGCAGGUAGCUGUGACGGUUACGUGAGAUUGUUCGAUUGUCGAGAUCCUGAGAGUGAAUGCAAAAAAUGGAAAGUUGAAGCCGAAGUAGAGAAAGUUGUAUGGAAUCCUAUGAAUACUAGUUUUGUGAUGGCUGGCACCAAUGACGGCAACGUACACUACAUUGACAUUCGUAAAAAGAAGCCCCUGUGGUCAGUUAAAGCACAUUUAGAUGAAAUUUCGGGAAUAUGUUUCAAUCCAGAAGCAAAAAAUAUGCUGAUUACGUCAUCAGCCGAUGGAUUCUGUAAAAUAUGGAAAUAUAGUGAAAGUGAGCUAAAGCAAAUUUACUCCCACGAUUUUAAGUUGGGCCGAUUACAAUGCAUGAAACAAAGUCCAGAGGAUCCUUUCACAUUUGCAUUUGGAGGAGAAAAGCAAUCGCAACCAUUCAAAGUCUAUAACAUUAAGAAUUUCGAACCAGUGCGAUUUGCCUUCGGAAUUGAUAGUGAGCAAUGACGAUAACAUCUCACCUUCGCCUUUAUAAUUAAAUUUUUUAUUUUAACUGUGAAAAGUAUAUAAAACACAAAAUAGAGGAAUAAGUUCUUCAAUUUUUGUACAUCCAAUUUUGUUAUUUGGAUAUCUAUUUUUUGAAUAAACCAGAUGACAUGAA